GCCCGCGACGGCCCCGCCACUCCACCCCCGGGAGCCCAGCGCGGCCCCGGGAGAGCCCGAGGCCCCGGCGGGCCCGAGCCCGCGCCCCCGCCCCCUCCAGCCCCUUUCCCCGAGCCCGACAGCGCCCCCAGGGGGUGGCACGGCGCCCCGCGCGCCCCAGGGUGCUUCCCCUUCCCCUCUCCCGGGCCAUGGCCCCCGCGGCUUAGACGCCUCCUCCGCUGCCGCCGCUCGGAGCAAGCCCGGGGGGGCCGGAUGGAUGGGGCCGGGGGGCCCGACGAGGGCCCUGCUCAGCAGGCCCUGCAGUCCCUGAGCCGGCGGCUCCAGGUGCAGGAGAAGGAGAUGGAGCUGGUCAAGGCAGCCCUGGCGGAAGCCCUUCGCCUGCUUCGGCUGCAGGCGCCCCCCAGCUCCCUGCAGGCGCCCCCCAGCUCCCUGCAGGAUCCUGGCCUGACAGCUCCCACCAGGGCCAGCCCUGCAGCCCCCGCCGGACUGCCGCCCUCGUGCAGCCCCUCCUUGGUGAGCCGAGGCACCCAGACGGAGACAGAGCUGGAGAUGGAGGCAUCCCCUGGGCCCCCCGGCCUGAGCAAUGGGCCCCCCGCCCCUCAGGGGGGCAGUGAAGAGCCCAGUGGAACCCAGUCUGAAGGAGGGGGCAGCAGCAGUGGCGCUGGCUCCCCUGGGGGCGCUGGCUCCCCUGGGGGCGCUGGCUCUCCUGGGGGCGCUGGCUCCCCGGGCAUCCUCAGGCUCGUACAGCCCCCCCAGUGCACCGACACGGCGCGGAGGAACUCCUCUUCGUCCCCCUCGGAGCGGCCUCGGCAGAAACUCUCCCGGAAGGCAGCGUCCUCGGCCAACCUGUUACUGCGGUCAGGGAGCACUGAGAGCCGUGGGGGGAAAGACCCCCUCUCCAGCCCUGGGGGUUCGGGAUCUCGGAGGAGCAAUUACAAUUUGGAAGGCAUCUCAGUGAAGAUGUUCCUUCGCGGCCGCCCAAUUACCAUGUACAUCCCAUCUGGCAUCCGCAGCCUUGAGGAGCUGCCCAGCGGCCCACCCCCGGAGACCCUCAGCCUUGACUGGGUUUAUGGGUACCGGGGUCGUGACUCCCGCUCUAAUCUCUUUGUGCUGCGUUCUGGGGAGGUGGUCUACUUUAUCGCCUGUGUGGUGGUGCUGUACCGGCCUGGGGGAGGCCCAGGGGGUCCUGGAGGUGGCGGCCAGAGACAUUACCGGGGCCACACGGACUGCGUGCGAUGCCUGGCCGUCCACCCGGAUGGUGUUCGUGUGGCCUCAGGACAGACAGCCGGAGUGGAUAAGGAUGGAAAGCCCCUGCAGCCCGUGGUGCACGUGUGGGACUCGGAGACGCUGCUGAAGCUGCAGGAGAUCGGACUGGGGGCCUUCGAGCGGGGCGUGGGGGCCCUGGCCUUUUCCGUGGUGGACCAGGGUGCUUUCCUCUGCGUGGUGGAUGAUUCCAACGAGCACAUGCUGUCCGUGUGGGACUGCAGCCGCGGCACGAAGCUGGCUGAGAUCAAGAGCACGAAUGACUCAGUCCUGGCUGUCGGCUUCAGCCCUCGCGACAGCGGCUGCAUCGUCACCAGCGGGAAGUCCCACGUCCACUUCUGGAACUGGAGCGGCGCCGUGGGGGUCCCUGGGAAUGGGACCCUCACGCGGAAACAGGGUGUCUUUGGGAAAUACAAGAAACCCAAGUUUAUCCCUUGCUUCGUGUUCCUGCCGGACGGAGACAUCCUCACUGGGGACUCCGAGGGGAACAUUCUCACCUGGGGGCGGAGCCUCUCAGACGCCAAGACCCCGGGCAGGGGCGGAGCCAAAGAGACCUAUGGGAUCGUGGCUCAGGCCCACGCCCAUGAAGGUUCCAUCUUUGCCCUGUGUCUUCGGCGGGACGGGACUGUGCUGAGUGGCGGCGGGCGGGACCGGCGGCUGGUACAGUGGGGGCCUGGUUUGGUGGCCCUCCAGGAAGCUGAGAUUCCUGAACACUUCGGGGCCGUGCGGGCCAUCGCGGAGGGGCUGGGCUCCGAGCUGCUGGUGGGGACCACGAAGAACGCGCUGCUGCGAGGAGACCUGGCCCAGGGCUUCUCCCCCGUGAUCCAGGGCCACACGGACGAGCUCUGGGGGCUGUGCACACACCCCUUCCAGAACCGCUUCCUCACCUGCGGCCAUGACCGCCAGCUCUGCCUGUGGGAUGGGGCGGCCCACGCGCUGGCCUGGAGCAUCGACCUCAAGGAGACGGGCCUCUGUGCUGACUUCCACCCCAGCGGGGCGGUGGUGGCUGUGGGACUGAACACGGGGAGGUGGCUGGUUUUGGAUACGGAGACCAGAGAGAUCGUGUCUGACGUCACCGAUGGCAAUGAGCAGCUCUCAGUGGUUCGGUACAGCCCAGAUGGGUUGCACCUGGCCAUUGGUUCCCAUGACAACAUGAUCUACAUCUAUAGUGUUUCCAGUGAUGGCGCCAAGUCCAGCCGCGUUGGCCGCUGUGUGGGUCACUCCAGCUUUAUUACUCACCUUGACUGGUCCAAGGAUGGGAAGUUCAUCAUGUCCAAUUCUGGGGACUAUGAGAUCCUUUACUGGAACGUGGCUGCAGGCUGCAAGCUGGAGAGGAAUCGCUAUGACAGCCGAGACCGGGAGUGGGCCACCUACACCUGCGUGCUAGGCUUCCACGUGUACGGCGUGUGGCCAGAUGGCUCGGACGGCACGGACAUCAACUCGCUCUGCCGCUCCCACAACGAGCGCGUGGUGGCCGUGGCCGACGACUUCUGCAAAGUGCACCUCUUCCAGUACCCGUGCGCGCGCGCCAAGGCGCCCAGCCUCGUGUACGGCGGCCACGGCAGCCACGUGACCAGCGUCCGGUUCACUCACAACGACUCGCACCUCAUCUCGCUGGGCGGCAAGGACGCUAGCAUCUUCCAGUGGCGAGUGCUGGGCGCCGGGGGCUCGGGGCCGGCGCCCGCCACGCCCUCUCGAACCCCCUCUCUGUCCCCGGCCUCGUCUCUGGACGUCUGACAGCUGCGGAACGGGACCCACGGGCCCUGCCGCUCGGCUCCGCCCCAGGACUCGGGGCCGACCUCUUCCUCGACUUGGAGACAUUCCCAAUCGCGCAUUCCCCGGGAGGGGGCGACCAGCACCCCAGCACACACUGUACAGACCCGCUGGCUGAGCCGGGCAGCCCCAGCCUGGGCCCCGACCCCCGCUGCCUGCUGAGGGGCAAUAAACCAAAAGCAAAGUC
This is a messenger RNA of Eptesicus fuscus (big brown bat), 3223 nucleotides long. RefSeq names its product EMAP like 3 (gene EML3). The transcript has 22 exons. Gene Ontology annotation, molecular function: microtubule binding. Gene Ontology annotation, cellular component: mitotic spindle. Lineage: Eukaryota; Metazoa; Chordata; Mammalia; Chiroptera; Vespertilionidae. The coding region runs from base 253 to 3000 and encodes 915 amino acids. Gene Ontology annotation, biological process: microtubule cytoskeleton organization. The record is from RefSeq and is a predicted model, not a curated record.